AUUGGCUACAGCUGAUGAUUGACCCACACGUACACAUGUCACAGUAAACAAAAAUCGUACAACGAUCAAUCCCAUGUAAUACGUGCACGAAGGACAGUUGCAAGUUUAAGAAUUACGUCGUCUUUUACGACCGCAAAUUACCACUUUCAGAGCACUGAAUUCAACCUAAUUCCUUUGCAAUGUCGGAAGGAGCCCUACAGACCGAUUUUAUGACCCUGACGCGGUUUGUUCUCGAGGAACAACGGAAAAUUCCAGGCGCAACCGGCGAGUUGACCCAGCUACUGAACUCUUUACUGACCGCCAUUAAGGCCGUGUCGUCUGCUGUACGCCAAGCUGGAAUUGCUAAACUGUAUGGUAUAGCAGGCGGCACCAAUGUGACUGGUGAUGAGCAGAAGAAACUAGACGUCUUGGCCAACGAUCUCUUCAUCAACUCCCUCCGGUCGUCCUUCACCACCUGUGCGCUCAUCUCGGAGGAGAAUGAGACGGUGAUUGAGGUUGAGGCAGAGCAGAGAGGGAAGUACAUCGUCGCCUUUGAUCCCCUGGACGGCUCCUCCAAUAUCGAUUGUCUCGUCUCCAUUGGAUCCAUCUUUGGCAUCUGGAGGAACGGAACCAGCGAUGCACCGACCAAAGAACAGAUCAUGCAGCCCGGUCGUAAGAUGGUCGCAGCCGGCUAUGCUCUGUACGGCAGCGCUACAAUGGUGGUACUCAGCGCAGCAGGCACCGUCAAUGGCUUCAUGCUGGAUCCUGCCAUCGGUGAGUUUAUCCUAACAGAGCGUAACAUCCGCAUCAAGCCACGAGGCAAAAUCUACAGUAUCAAUGAGGGAUACACUGAACUCUGGGCCGAUGCCAUCAAGGAGUAUGUGGAAAGCAAGAAGAAGACGACCGAAGAGAGGGCGGCAUACGGUUCCCGGUACAUCGGUUCCAUGGUCGCUGACAUGCAUCGUACAUUGGUGUACGGGGGGAUCUUCUUAUACCCAGCACACAAGAAAAGUCCAAAGGGAAAGUUGCGGCUGUUCUAUGAGAGCAACCCCAUGGCCUACAUUGUGGAGCAUGCUGGCGGCUUAGCCACGACCGGCGAAGAAAAUAUCCUGGACAUCCAGCCCACCAGUAUCCACCAGCGCUGUCCGGUCAUCAUGGGCUCCAGCGAGGACGUCAAAGACUUCCUGGCCAUUGUUGAGAAGCACAAGAAAUAAGCCCCGUUUCUUAUUGUGACGGGUGGGUUUGUUUCAGUAACCAAAGCACUGGAGUCAUAACAAAAUGUAGUGGUCGUGUUCUUGUUUUGCUUGUUCAUCCAGCAGGUAGUAUCUGUGUUGUGUUGUCGUUGUGGCGGUGUUCAAGUAGCCAGAAGAUGGACUAUAAAGCCCACUGCACACCUUUCCGAUUUUACCGACUCACUGAAUCACCGCUACAGUUUUUUCCACCAUUUCGGAGACCAAAAUGUUUACCCGCACACUGGCCCGAUAUAACUGGUCACAUGAUGACAAGUCUGACUGUCACAUGAUGACAAAAUGGCAGCCGUCAAUUUUGAAUCAUGUGACUUCCUUUCAGAAUCUGAUUGGUUAACAUUAAGUUUGCGUCUGGUGAAAUCAGACUGCUGCCCUCACACCUUUUUCGGUGACAUCAGAUCCGGUGAAAUCAGAUGUGAACAAAUCAAAUAUGUUUUAUUUCAUCCAGUCGCCCGGUGUAUAGUAAGAUGGGUCCGAUUUUCAGUUCAUACCUCUGCGAUCUGUCCCAAUGAUCCAGUGAACUGGUGAAAUCAGAAAUGUGUGCUGCGGGCUUUAGACACAAACAGUGGUCAGACAAAUCAUAUUAAGUGCUUAGUCUGUUUUGGCUUUAACUUGCUGAUUAUAAUCCUUAAUAUACAAUGCACUAAAAGUACAAAAUUCGACUGAGCACGUCCCAUUUUGUUUUGACAAAAGGGUAGAUGCCUGAUGUCCGACCGCAAUUUUACCCUCGGAAGAGUUUUAAUUUUCUUUUUCCGAAAAAGAAAAGGGGUUUUUAUUCCUCUUAUACCAAAGUCAGGAGCUUGGUUUGUUUGUUUUUUGAUUAUUAUUUUUUUUAGGGGAGAGGGUUGUGAGUCGAUGGUUGUGUUUUUUUUUCAUUCUUUCUUUCAUCUGUUUUGUCUGCAUUCAUGUGAUUAUUUCUCACACAUAACUGCUAUCUUUUCGUUUACAAUUUAAACAUGAUUACCCAUUUUUUCCUGUUCUAGAACAACUCACUAAGCUGCAUUUGUUUAAAUUGCAAAAGAAAACUCACUCUCAAGGGUUAGCCUUCAGUCUCAAAGUGAAGCUUGUAGAGCAUUAUUCAGUAUGUAUUUGCCUAUUUGUGCCCAUGAAUUAGCUGCAUAAACAAGAUACAGGGGAGGUUUUUUUUUGGGGGGGGAGAUUCGAUAGUCAGUAUGUGUGUAGUCCUUAAUAAGUAUGACCAUUAUCUUAGGCUGACAGUAAAUUCAUGGAAAUUUUGAGACGUCCAGGUACAUUGUAAUAUGAAUUCGAAAAAAAUUGAAACAAGUACUGGACUGGACUUCCUGCCAUUUAUGGUUGAGGAAGCAAAAUACCCAGAUAGGUUUGUGACUGUAUCCAGUAAGUUUAUGUCCAGUUGUCUUGUUUCAAAUUUUUUGAAUUAGGUUGACAAAAAAUUUUCUGUAACCAACAAAACGGUUUCUGAUGCAGCUCCAUAUUGAAAUAAAUGUUCUUUUUUUUCCUCAGUGCAAAAAUAAUUCAACUCAAAAGAAUUUUAACAUUAAGUUUGCUUUAUUUCCAAUUGGACAAGACGUGCUACAUGCAUUUGCAAAGUAUCAAAGCAUUACUUUCACCUUGAAAUACCUAUAAGAUUAAAAUUGCACAUAGUAUUCAAGUUAAUGCAGGUUAAGCGCCAGUUUAAAGCUUUGGACAUACGAGUAAAGUGUGCGUAAUAAACUUAAUCAUGUUUUAGUGAUGCAUGUACAUUCUACUUGCAACUUGUUUUAAUAGAUGCAUUCAAAAUGCCACAGGUGAGUACCAGUUUACUGGAUUCACAUGUCAUGCUUUUAUAUUAUUUGUUACCCUCCAUUUUCCAACUGAAAUCAUAUCAGGUUUGCAAAGUUUAUCACCAUUAUGCUUGUCGUAUACUUUUGUUUCUUAUUUAUGAUUGAUCAUUAAAAACAGUAGAGACAAUGUUACCCUUUA
This is a messenger RNA of Patiria miniata (bat star), 3167 nucleotides long. RefSeq names its product fructose-1,6-bisphosphatase 1-like. Gene Ontology annotation, molecular function: fructose 1,6-bisphosphate 1-phosphatase activity. The coding region runs from base 180 to 1193 and encodes 337 amino acids. NCBI's taxonomy places the organism in Eukaryota, Metazoa, Echinodermata, Asteroidea, Valvatida, Asterinidae. The transcript is spliced from 6 exons. Gene Ontology annotation, biological process: fructose 6-phosphate metabolic process; fructose 1,6-bisphosphate metabolic process; gluconeogenesis. Gene Ontology annotation, cellular component: cytosol; cytoplasm. The record is from RefSeq and is a predicted model, not a curated record.